GAGGAGGAGGAGCGUGGGAAGCGUCAGGUCCUGGUCCUCGGUCUCGACGGGGCCGGGAAGAGCAGCAUGCUGAUGGGUUUGACCCCCGGGGAGUCGGCGGCUAAAAGAGGCCGCUGCCGGCCCACACGAGGCUUCAACUUCAUGAGCCUGAACGCCCCCGCCUGUCAGCUCGACUUCCUGGAGAUCGGGGGAGGGGAGGACCUGCGGAGGUACUGGUCUGACUACCUGAGGAGGACUCACGUUCUGGUUUAUGUGGUGGACUCAUCGGACCGGAGCCGCCUCCCGUUAGCUAAAGAUGAACUUCACCGCCUGCUGACGGUGGAGCCUCAGCUGCCCGUGGUCGUCCUGGGAAACAAACAGGAUAAGCCGGACGCCGUGAGCGUGUCGGAGCUGCGUGAAGCUUUGUCUCUGGGCUCCGUGACGGAGACAAGAAAGCUGUUCCUCUUGGCCGCCCAGCUGGGCUCAGACGGCGCCCUGAGGAACUCCUGCCGGGGCCUGGAUGCCUUCCAGGACGUCCUGCUCCAGCUCGUCUGAUCUCUACCCGGCUCACAGAGGAGGAGAGGAAUCCUCGUCUUCCUUUUGACUUAUUAAAGCUCUGCGUUACGUGAGGCGGAGGAGGAGGGGGCGGAGUCAGCGAGAUGGAGCAGCACCUCCUCGUCUGCCUCCUCGCACGUUUAUAACCACGUCAGUUUGGAAAUAGCAGCUUUUAAAAACUCUUACUCAGCGAUGAAGAGGAGGUGCAGAGCGAGGAGGACGAGGGAUUGUUCGACGACUCAGACUUUAUGUCGACCUGUGCGAGCGUGUAGAUGUGUUUAUAUUAGUCAGGUCAUAUUUGGGGUUUCCAGGUUGGAGUUCCAGGGGACUGAAAAAACGCACCACCUACGAGAAUCUACCGCCUGUGUGUUUGUGAGAUUCCUGCUGACUCCUACACGGAGGCUGAUCUGAGGUUUUGGGGGAUUUAAAGGGAUCUCCUGACUUUUAAAAAACAGUUUUAUUUUUAUUCUCACGACUCGGUCAGGCUCGUGUGAGAAAGUUUCGAUGCUUUUCAUGACUUUCUUUGAGAGUUUUUUAAGCUCCAUUGUUUGAAAUAAGUUUUGUGUUUUUGUUCUUAGCUGUGAUUUAAGUCGUAUUGUCAGAAGUUCACACGAGAGUUAGAGAGUGAACUGAAUGUUUACAAUGACUCACUUAUAUUAAUGUCCGUUAGCUUACCAUGCUAACGAAAAUGAUCUCCUGGUCAAAUGCUCCAUGUCCCUUUCCUCUUCUUGACAUUGUGUAUUUAAAAAUAUAUAUUAAUCAACCAGAUACAGAGUCACUUAUUAACAGCUUAUAUUUUAAAUUAAUAAAAUUAAACACAUUAAGGGACAGGAAGCCUUAAUGGUUGUUGGUAAAGUGACACUUUAAUCUCCUUCAAUUCAGACUCAAAGGACUCCCUGGAUCUGUGUUUUAGACCUGACAACACUCAAAAUGAAAGCUAAUAACCCGAUUUAGGAGUCACUAAUGUUUACCAAGACUAUUAUAAAUGUCAGUCUUGGAAAUACAAAUGCCCCCCCCCCCCCCCCCCUCGCCCCAGCAUUUAGAGUUUCACAGAUCAAAACCAAAAUGGAUUCUCUCUUUGUCAACAGGCAAGGCAUGUCACUGCUCGGGACCCCUGGCCAGUAGGGGGCCUCCCAAGGGCGGACAAACUUUAAACCGUAGCAGAGGAUCAGAAUGUGCUAAUUUUACAAUGACAAUAGGAAACCUCCCUAAAAGGGCCCCAUCUGACAGUGUUCAAUGUUGUUGAGCUACUAAGCGUUCCAGUAUCCCUGUGAGAACUUAAAGUCUUUAUAUGUGAUUGUUCACACUUAAAUGUAGAGAUCAAGUCUAUCCUCUGAAAAUAACUCUGUGA
Messenger RNA from Labrus bergylta (ballan wrasse), 1885 nucleotides. The record is from RefSeq and is a predicted model, not a curated record. Lineage: Eukaryota; Metazoa; Chordata; Actinopteri; Labriformes; Labridae.